Molecule: messenger RNA, 626 nt
Organism: Aphanomyces astaci
Lineage: Eukaryota; Oomycota; Saprolegniomycetes; Saprolegniales; Verrucalvaceae
Exons: 1
Coding region: 83-541 (152 amino acids)
Molecular function (GO): DNA binding
Source: RefSeq, a predicted model, not a curated record
GCGAAAUGUGCAGGUGACCUUGAGGUGUCGCACAAGGCGGCACGCCGUGGCUGGCCUCAUUAUUGGAUUAGCUGCUUUCACCAUGAAGUACUUUUCCCCGCAAGCUCUGCACUCGUCCAUCCAUGCACCAGAUCGAAAACGCCCGUCGUCAACCACCACGGCCACUGGAACUUGGACCAGCGGCGAACACAAGCGAUUCCUCGCAGCCAUUGAAAUGUUUCCCCAAGGACCGUGGAAGGCUAUCGCCAAGUUCGUCGGCACCCGAACAUCUCGACAAGCUCAAACCCAUGCCCAAAAGUACCGAGAAAGGCUACUUCGACAAGCCAUGGACAAGACCUGCGAUCCUGUGUCAAGAGAAAUACGAGGGCGGGAUGCUGGCGAAGUCAUUAAAAUUGAGGUGGAGGCAGUGGACAUGGUGAAUUGCGUUGAAGAAUUCAACAAAGAUUGCCUUGCUCAAGGCUUUCAUGAGGCCGAACUGUCCAUGGAAGAGGCCAUGGCGUACCUUGUGGAACUAGUGGACUGCAAAGACUGGACGUUAUGACUCGUACGACACCGCAGCUACCCCUGCAGCAUUAAUUUUUAUUAGCCUUAAGGACACCGUUAUUACAAAGCCUUUGAUCGCAGCC